Molecule: messenger RNA, 309 nt
Organism: Cladophialophora psammophila CBS 110553
Lineage: Eukaryota; Fungi; Ascomycota; Eurotiomycetes; Chaetothyriales; Herpotrichiellaceae
Exons: 2
Coding region: 1-309 (102 amino acids)
Molecular function (GO): monooxygenase activity
Source: RefSeq, a predicted model, not a curated record
AUGCUCGAGAUGCUCAUGCAUUCGGCGACGGGUACUGGCGAAGGGACUCCGGCAAAGCUGCGGCUGAAUCACAAGUGCAAGGAGAUCGACCAUGACAAGGGGAUUGUGACGUUUGAGAACGGGGUGGUUGCGCAGCAUGAUAUGAUCGUCGGUGCUGAUGGGAUCGGAUCUGCCGUGCGUAGCACAUUAGGGGUAGUCACGACCCGUAAACAGUCUACGUCCACCUGCUACCACUGCGUCAUCGAAGCCAGCGAAGUCUCCCGUCUCGGCCUCCUGGACCUGACGGGCAACUGCGCCAUCGAAUUCUGA